Messenger RNA from Phoenix dactylifera (date palm), 1656 nucleotides. Its product is annotated as low-specificity L-threonine aldolase 1-like. Gene Ontology annotation, cellular component: cytosol. Gene Ontology annotation, biological process: glycine biosynthetic process; L-threonine catabolic process. The record is from RefSeq and is a predicted model, not a curated record. Lineage: Eukaryota; Viridiplantae; Streptophyta; Magnoliopsida; Arecales; Arecaceae. Gene Ontology annotation, molecular function: L-allo-threonine aldolase activity.
CCGCCCGCUACUUUGGACGUCCGGACCAAAAAAUAUCGGGCCUUCUUAUUUCGACGCGACGUGUUCAAUUCACGCCAACGGAUAGCGAUGGAGGAAGCUAAAUGGAAAGUAAUGAACAGGAUUCCAGAAUUUAGAAGAACAUGCAACGAGGACUCCAUGAAGUCUCUUAGGGUUAGGGUUUAAAGGCAAGGAGUGGCGGAGAGGCUCCCCCACCUUGCCUCGACGAAAGGUGGGAUAUUUGGAGGAGCAUUCGGUGGAAUUCUGGGAUUUUGGGAUUCUUUUCGCGAACGAAUUGGCCUUCUCUCGGAAGGAGGAGGCAAGUGUACAAAGUUUUCAUUGAAGCUGGGUUUAAGACCAAAGAUAAAAUUCUGAAGUGUAGGAACAACGCCAGACAAUGGUGAUGAGAAUUGUAGACCUCCGAUCUGACACGGUCACGAAACCCACGGAGGCGAUGCGAGCUGCCAUGGCGAGCGCCGAUGUGGACGACGACGUUUUGGGCUCCGACCCCACCGCCCACCGCUUCGAAUCCGAGAUGGCGAGGGUCAUGGGGAAGGAAGCCGCUCUCUUCGUGCCCUCGGGCACCAUGGGAAAUCUCAUAUCGGUGCUUGUCCAUUGUGAGGUCAGGGGCAGCGAGGUCAUCCUUGGGGACAAUUCCCACAUACAUGUCUACGAAAAUGGAGGCAUAUCGACCAUUGGAGGCGUGCACCCGAGGACCGUGAAGAACAAUCCCGACGGCACCAUGGAUCUCGAUCAGAUCGAAGCAGCUAUUAGGCAUCCCGAGGGAGCACUCUACUACCCAACUACUAGGUUAAUUUGCUUGGAGAAUACGCAUGCUAAUUGUGGGGGAAGAUGCAUUUCUUCAGAAUAUACAGACAGGGUAGGAGAGAUAGCUAAAAAGCAUGGUUUAAAGCUUCAUAUUGAUGGAGCACGCAUCUUUAAUGCUUCAGUUGCACUGGGGGUUCCUGUUCAUAGGCUGGUGCAAGCUGCUGACUCGGUUUCGGUGUGCAUGUCAAAAGGAUUGGGUGCUCCAAUUGGAUCUGUUAUUGUAGGCUCAAGCGAGUUUAUUACUAAGGCUAGAAGGCUUAGGAAAACCUUAGGUGGUGGGAUGAGACAGGUUGGAGUCCUUUGUGCAGCGGCUUAUGUUGCUUUGCGAGAUAAUGUGGGAAAGCUUGAGGAUGAUCACAAAAAGGCCAAACUGUUUGCAGAUGGAUUGAAACAAAUCAAAGAACUAACUGUUGAUACAUCUUCAGUGGAGACAAAUAUGGUAUUUUUGGAUAUUGUAGAGAGUUCGCAUAUAUCACCUGAAAGGCUCUGUCAAGUCCUGGAAGAGCAUGGUGUACUUGCAAUGCCAGCAAGCUCCACAAGUGUCAGGCUUGUCGUCCAUCACCAAAUUUUAGAGAGUGACAUCCGCUAUGUACUGGCAUGUAUGAAGCAAGCUGUUCAAGAAUUAUCAACUGAUGGUAUCACAAAAUGAGACUCAGUCAUCAACUUAUUGUUAUUUUUUCUGAUCUCAUAGAUGCAGUCAAUGAAAAGGUGCAAGAAUUUGUCAUUCUUCUUUCUCAAACAUUUGAUGUAACUAUAAUUCAGUAUAAAUAAUUAUUGAGCCUUCUUGUCUAUUUCAGAGGCCCUUAACUUAAAUUUCUCCAAAUUAAUGCC